GGCAAACAUGAGUUGCUUGACUGCUUGUCAUUGUCGGCAAUAGUCGCUAUACAAAAUUAUAAAUUAAAAUUGUAUCCAACAAUAGAAGCGAAAAUUUUUACUUUGUAACAUUGAAGUAGCUUAUGUUCUAAAAAAAAUCUUAAGCUAAAGUUUUAUUUAAUAUCAAAUAUGAGUUCAAUCGGUACCGGUUAUGAUCUUUCUGCAUCUCAAUUCUCACCUGACGGUCGAGUUUUUCAAGUUGAAUAUGCAGCAAAAGCUGUAGAAAACUCAGGUACAGUUAUUGGCCUUAGAGGAAAAGAUGGAGUUGUAUUUGCUGUAGAAAAAUUAGUGACAUCAAAACUUUAUGAACCUGGUGCCAACAAGAGAAUAUUUCAUGUAGAUGAGCAUGUGGGCAUGGCAGUCGCUGGCCUCAUCUCAGAUGCUAGGCAAAUAGUAGAAACAGCAAGAUCAGAAGCAUCAAGCUACAGAUCACAGUUUGGUGCUCCAGUGCCACUUAAGUACUUGAAUGAGCGUGUGUCUAUGUACAUGCAUGCAUACACUCUAUACAGUGCUGUCCGCCCAUAUGGAUGCUCUGUGAUCAUGGGCACAUGGUCAGAUUAUGAGGGACCACAAAUGUUCAUGCUCGAGCCCAGUGGAGUCUCAUUUUCAUAUUUUGGAUGUGCGGUCGGAAAAGCAAAACAAGCUGCUAAAACUGAGAUCGAAAAGUUGAAACUAGCAGACAUGACCAUAAAGGAAUUGGUGAAAGAAGCUGCCAGAAUCAUAUACCUGGUUCACGAUGAGCUUAAGGAUAAACAAUUUGAACUAGAAUUAUCGUGGGUAUCGAAGGAUACGAAAGGACGUCACGAGCUGGUACCGAAAGAGAUGGCGAUAGAGGCAGAGAAUCAAGCCAAGCAAGCUUUAGCUGAUAUCGAGGAUUCUGAUGAGGGAGAGAUGUAAAAACAUAUUUAGAUAAUAAAAUUUAUUACAAAAUUUC
This is a messenger RNA of Melitaea cinxia (Glanville fritillary), 973 nucleotides long. RefSeq names its product proteasome subunit alpha type-3 (gene Prosalpha7). Bases 169 to 936 code for a protein of 255 amino acids. Lineage: Eukaryota; Metazoa; Arthropoda; Insecta; Lepidoptera; Nymphalidae. The record is from RefSeq and is a predicted model, not a curated record. Gene Ontology annotation, cellular component: synapse; proteasome core complex; proteasome core complex, alpha-subunit complex. The transcript has 5 exons. Gene Ontology annotation, biological process: ubiquitin-dependent protein catabolic process.